AUGUGCUCGGAUGCUAGGCCGGCCCCCAACGACGCAAACUCACCCAAGGCAAAGCCCUUGACUUUGAUCAAGGCAAUAAAAGCCAAUGAUUUGGGAUCCUUGGAUGAGUCUUUACAGUCUCCAGAUUGCAAUUUGGAGGUCCUUGGAAUGUGGGACAACACCCCGCUCCUCGUAGCCUGCAUGUAUGGCCGUUCUGAAGCUGCCUUGCGGCUCAUUAAGCGUGGUGCCAACAUUUUUGCCAGGAACGAACAUGGUGCAACCCCGCUUCACUAUGCCGCGGUGGAGGGCAGCACUGACGUUGUCAAAUCGUUGAUUCAGGCGGCUGCUGAAGGUGGCGGCGGCAAUGAGAACAAGCUCGUCAAUUGCAUGCCCGCAAAGGUGGCAAUUCUUCCAGACGUGUUGCAAGAGCGUCCCUUGGCUGCUGCUGCCGAGAGUGGCUUUCUGGAGCUGGUGCGCAUUCUGCUGGAUGCUGGAGCGCUUGAUGAUCCGGAUGAGGACCUGCGAAGCCCAUUAUGGCUGGCGGCCCGCUCCAGCCGAGCUGGAGCUGGAGUGGUAAAGUUGCUUCUUCAGCACGGAGCUGAUCCCUCCAGACGGGACAAGGAAGGAGUCUCUGCCCUGGGCGCAGCAUCUGCGGGUGGCUGCAACGAGGAUGUGGUCAUGGCUCUCCUUGCCCAUGGUAUCGAUGUCAAUGCCACAGCUGGCUCCCCGUGGGAUGCCCUGACUUCUAGUUCAGAGCGAUUGGCUCAUGAAAACGGGCUCACGCAUGGCGCAACCGUCAACGGCACUGCCGAAGGCGGUGCUACAGCACUCCAUGCAGCAUGUGAGCGUGGCAACGAGUAUCUCGUGCACCUGCUUGUGCGUUCUCGCGCAGAUCCUUCGUUGAACGACCGAUCCGGCUUGACUGCUUUUGACCUCCUACGGCGACGUGGACUUUCCGAUGGAAAAAUUGUCGCAAUGCUCAGUCCGCCAGCUGCAAGCGGCCUUGACGAUGGUGGAACAGGCAGUAUGGCCAGCAUGGUCCGCGCAACCGAUGCCUAA
Molecule: messenger RNA, 1038 nt
Organism: Symbiodinium pilosum
Lineage: Eukaryota; Dinophyceae; Suessiales; Symbiodiniaceae
Source: the annotation of a GenBank genome assembly